This is a messenger RNA of Theobroma cacao (cacao), 1633 nucleotides long. RefSeq names its product WAT1-related protein At2g39510-like. Gene Ontology annotation, molecular function: transmembrane transporter activity. The record is from RefSeq and is a predicted model, not a curated record. Gene Ontology annotation, cellular component: membrane. NCBI's taxonomy places the organism in Eukaryota, Viridiplantae, Streptophyta, Magnoliopsida, Malvales, Malvaceae.
UCAAGCUUUCACAAGAGACUCUCAUGACCUAAAGGUUCGUGAGGGUGAAGCAGACAGUACAAUUACCCACCAGAACCUGCUACUCAAAAAGAAAUUUGUAGCCCCAUAGAGCAAAGAACCUAAUAAAACAAAGCCAAGCAGAAACGAGCCAAUUGCUCAAAAGCAUGGCAGCCUAACACAAAAAAUUACUGCCACAAAAAUCAGACAACAAAGCAAGAGAGCAUCGAAGAGAGCUCACAAAAGGACCAGAGAGAACGAAGCAGCCUAUCAAACAGCAAAAUCGUAUCUGCAGGAAAUCCGAAUAGAUGGGUUUUCUGUUCCGUUUAUAAGCAAACAGGAAGCAAAGAGGUUUCACCAUACACACAAUAUGGCAUGGGCAUUCAAGGUGCCUCUGGCAAGAUAUAAGCCACAUCUGAGUAUGGUUCUAGCUCAGAUAGGUUACACAAUUCUAUAUUUCUUCGUGGAAGCUUCCUUCAAUCAAGGGCUGAAUCCUCAUGUCUAUGUAACUUAUCGGUAUAUCCUUGCUGGCUUGCUGAUGUCUCCUUUUGCCUAUUUCCUUGAAAGAAAAUCAAGGCCAAAGAUGACAGUCGCAAUGUUUUUGGAGUUAUUUUUGCUUUCCCUCAUAGGAGUGGGCUUCACCAUGAACAUGUACUAUGCAAGCUUGAGAUACACUUCUCCAACAUUCGUUGCAUCUGUGUUCAACACCGUUUCUAUCUUAACCUUUGUAGUAGCCGUCAUACUCAGGAUGGAGGUUGUUAAUGUCAGGAGCCCUCGUGGGAUAGCUAAAAUCCUUGGAACCUUAACAUCCUUGGCAGGUGUCACGAUCAUCACUUUGUACAAAGGACCUGCAGUUCACAGCUUGUCGACUGCUCCAAUUCACAUGGAAAGACUUCCUUCUGUUCAUGAGAACUUGGUGAAAGGAUCAAUCCUUACUAUUGCUAGUUGCACAUCAUGGGCUCUAUGGUUCAUUAUGCAGGCAGUUACUUUGAAGAAAUAUCCUGCGCAACUGUCGCUGACAGCAUGGAUGAACUGUAUUGGAGGCGGACAAUCAGCCGUCUUUGCUGUGUUCUUACAGCACAAACCAAAAGCAUGGUCGAUCAAUAUGUUCAGUAUUCGUUUCUGGACCAUUACAUAUUCUGGAAUAGUAUGCUCUGGUAUUUUUAUCUUCAUUCAGUUUUGGUGCAUGAAAGAGAAAGGGCCAGUCUUUGUCUCCAUGUUUUCUCCCCUAGCAACAGUUAUGGUGGCUAUUUCAGCAUACUUUGUUCUUGGUGAAAAACUAUACGUGGGCAGGAUACUGGGAGGAGUCCUCGUUAUCAUUGGUUUGUACUUGCUUUUGUGGGGGAAGGAUCGAGAUCAGGCUUACAUCAAUACCCAAGAGCAACCUUCUUCACAUUGUCAUGGGCUAGAGGGAACCGACAAGGAGGACCUAACAUCAGGAGAAAAGGAGGUACCUUGAAGGAAACAUCAAAGAGCUGCAGGCAGUGUAGGAUUGGCUAAAUAAUUUGUCCUAUUCUAUUCCGAAGUUGAUUUGUUUUUAACACAGUAGCCACAAGCACAUAUAGAUCAGUAUCAAAAACUCAUUUACGUUGAUCUGUUGUUGCAUGCUUAAUAAAUCAUCUCAAAUAAUUUGGCA